This is a messenger RNA of Sebastes umbrosus (honeycomb rockfish), 1690 nucleotides long. It is a transcript of the gene jkamp, whose product is annotated as jnk1/mapk8 associated membrane protein. Gene Ontology annotation, molecular function: ubiquitin protein ligase binding. Lineage: Eukaryota; Metazoa; Chordata; Actinopteri; Perciformes; Sebastidae. Bases 167 to 1090 code for a protein of 307 amino acids. The transcript is spliced from 7 exons. The record is from RefSeq and is a predicted model, not a curated record. Gene Ontology annotation, biological process: response to unfolded protein. Gene Ontology annotation, cellular component: membrane.
CCAGCAGGCGGCGGUAAUGUGCCUCUAAGCUGAUUUGUCAACCACCAAUAAACACUAAAGAAGAAGAAGAACAUUUCUGUCCUCAUCCGGUUUGCUUCUAUCAGAUGAAACUAGUGAGAGCAGCACUGAGGAGAUAAACCUGGUUUUAAUCAUUAUUGCUCACACCAUGGCUGUGGCCAUGACUUCAACGUGUCCAGGCACGUACUGUGGCAGGAUGAUGGUCAAUGGAUCAGUGGAGGGAGAGUGUGGUGUUUGUCCUCGUGGAGAGCGGGCCAACCUCCAGAAUGUGUGUGAACGCUGCACUGAGGCCCCUGAGCUCUACGACUGGCUCUAUCUGGGCUUCAUGGCCAUGUUACCCCUAGUGUUGCACUGGUUCUUCAUAGAGUGGUACUCUGGAAAGAAGAGUUCCAGUGCUCUGCUGCAGCACAUCACAGCCAUGUUGGAGUGCAGCGUGUCAGCUGUGGUCACCCUGCUGGUCACAGAGCCGGUGGGAAAGCUCAGCAUCCAUUCGUGUCGUGUCCAGAUGCUGUCAGACUGGUACACCAUGCUGUACAACCCCAGUCCAGACUACAUCAACACGUUACACUGCACCCAGGAGGCCGUCUACCCGCUCUAUACCAUUGUGUUAAUCUACUACGCGUUCUGCUUGGUGCUGAUGAUGCUGCUGCGUCCUCUGUUGGUGAAGAAGAUAGCGUGUGGUCUGGGCAAAUCUGACCGCUUCAAGAGCAUCUACGCCGCUCUCUACUUCUUCCCCAUCCUCACCGUGCUGCAGGCCGUGGGAGGAGGACUGCUCUACUACGCGUUUCCCUACAUCAUACUGGUGCUGUCUCUGGUCACACUGGCUGUUUAUAUGUCUGCCUCUGAGAUACAGUCCUUUAAGAACCUGGUUGCUAAGAAGAAGCGUCUGGUCGUCCUGUUCAGCCACUGGCUGCUCCACGCCUACGGCAUCAUCUCCAUCUCCCGACUGGACAAGCUGGAGCAGGACCUGCCGCUGUUGGCCCUCGUGCCCGGUCCCGCCCUGUUCUACAUAGCCACCGCCAAGUUCACCGAGCCCAGUCGCAUCCUGUCCGAGGGCGGCAACGGACACUGACGGAACCCAACGCGGAUAUGGCGACUAGCACUGAGCCACCAGUGGACUGACAGCAGGGUGAUACUGAGGGGUUUGAAUGGGCUCCGGGUUCUGGGCUGAUGUGAUCAAACUUCAACCAGUUCAACGACCAGAUAGUGAUGACAUCAUGAGAUGUUAUUUAACAUUGAGGUAAACAACUUCAUGAUCAUGAUUAACUCCAAAUGCUGUGCAAGUAGAGGAACUGUUAAAGUUGGACAUAAGAUAUAACUACCCUAGGUGUUGUAUAUUUAAUGUAGUUCCAUUCAGGAUUUCUAAGCAGGACCGAUGGUCUUGGCUAAAUGCCAACUUAUUUAAAUAGUUGAUCAUGCAAAUCUUCCCAUGAGAGUAAAACUUCACGAAAUGGAAACUAGCUUCACUAUCAUGUUGGUACAAUCCAUGUUGAGAGUUGCUCACAUAACUGUUUACAUUUCAUGUUAGCAUGGUUGCAACUAGGGCUGUCAAUCGGUUGUCCAUAGUUAAUCACUAUUAAUCGCAAAUUAAUCAUACAUUUUAUCUGUUCAAAAUGAACCUUAAAGGGCGAUUUGUCCAAUAUUUAAUUCGUGACUGCAUCUUGCAUGGUUG